AUGUCGGAGAAAGGAAAACAGCACUCUCUUUUUUACUUCAACUUAACCACGUUCAUGAACAUUGGACACAACUGAUAUCUAGCCUUUGUCUUUUGCCUCCUGUUUUACAGCUUUAUUGUGUCUGCUAAUCUUACCAUGAUAAUAUUACUGGAAAGAACACUACAUGAGCCCAUGUAUAUGUUUAUUGCAUGUUUAUCUGUCAACUCUCUGUAUGGUUCUACUGGUUUCUUCCCCAGAUUCCUCAUGGACCUUCUGUCUUUUAUUCAUUUGAUCACUCGCCCUGCUUGUUUCACUUAGAUCUAUGUUAUUUAUACUUAUGCUUCCUAUGAAGUGACCAUUCUCAGCAUCAUGGCAUAUGGUAGAUAUAUUGCUGUAUGUUAUCCUUUACACUAUUACAGAAAGAUGAACUCUAGAACUAUCUGUGCAUUAACAUUUCUUGCCUGGGUCUGUCCAGCUUGUAACCUUACAGUAACCAUUAAUAUGCUUGCCAGGCUUCCUCUAUGUGGUAACAAUGUACAGAAGGUAUACUGUGACAAGAGACAAAUCCAUUUGCGGCUGUAA
Molecule: messenger RNA, 561 nt
Organism: Sander lucioperca (pikeperch)
Lineage: Eukaryota; Metazoa; Chordata; Actinopteri; Perciformes; Percidae
Product: olfactory receptor 6N1-like
Exons: 2
Biological process (GO): G protein-coupled receptor signaling pathway
Cellular component (GO): membrane
Molecular function (GO): olfactory receptor activity
Source: RefSeq, a predicted model, not a curated record